Populus nigra (black poplar) is the source of this 985-nucleotide messenger RNA. RefSeq lists its product as uncharacterized. The transcript has 3 exons. NCBI's taxonomy places the organism in Eukaryota, Viridiplantae, Streptophyta, Magnoliopsida, Malpighiales, Salicaceae. Bases 300 to 887 code for a protein of 195 amino acids. The record is from RefSeq and is a predicted model, not a curated record.
UCAAAAACUACAAAAGUGAUAAACACCACCGAUCAGAAAGGACACCACGUCUAAAGUUCCUUGCCUGGCGCCAAUACCGUAUUUCCAGGAGAAUUUACCAUUUCAGUGAGAGAAAUUAAAGGAAAUAUAUUCCAAAAUUCAGAUAAUUAAGAAAAAAUAAAAAUAAACACUUGAUCAUCAUCAUCAUAGACCAGAAAGCAGUUACCAGAUGAUAAGCAUUACAUAGCUUAGCAUAUCUUUUCACUGCCUCAAAUCCAAAUCUUUUACACUUUGUUUUUGGCCCGAGUAAGAAAGAACGAAUGAUGAAUGAAUACUAUUACAACAACAGGCGCAGAGGCCCUAAGCUAAAGGCAGCCAUAAAGGUGGUGAUGGUUAUCAUGGGAUUUUUCCUCGUUGGCUACAUUGUUGGCCGACCUUUGUAUUGGCAUCUUUCUGAAUUUUUAACGGCCAAGAUUCGUUCUUCUACCCCUCGUUGCCAUCCUUGCUCCUGUGAUUGCUCUUCUCAACCCCUCCUUACCCUCCCUGAAGGAUUGAGCAACAGCUCCUUUACAGAUUGUAUGAAGCAUGAUCCUGAAGUGAGCCAUGAGAUAGAGAAAAGUUUUACAGAUAUGUUGUCAGAGGAACUGAGGUUAAAUGAAGAAGAAGCUCAGAAAAAACAGCAACGUGCAGACGUGGCGCUGUUGGAGGCUAAGAGAAUGACAUCUCAGUACCAGAAAGAGGCAGAGAAAUGCAAUUUUGGAAUGGAUACCUGCGAAGCGGCAAGAGAAAGAGCUGAAGAAGUAUUACAAGAACAAAGGAAACUUAGUGCAAAAUGGGAGUUUAGGGCUCGCGAGAGAGGAUGGAGAGAAGGCCUCAUGAGGUCUCAGGUUAAUCAAAACUUCGAAUAGAUUAGGUAAUUCUGAGGAAAUCCAAUGUAGCACGUUGAAGCACAACCAUUUCGAAUCUGAGUUUUGAUCCUAGUUAAUUCAUUUUUUAACUUACUCAA